Neoarius graeffei (lesser salmon catfish) is the source of this 3951-nucleotide messenger RNA. RefSeq names its product leucine-rich repeat-containing protein 19-like. Lineage: Eukaryota; Metazoa; Chordata; Actinopteri; Siluriformes; Ariidae. Gene Ontology annotation, cellular component: plasma membrane. The transcript has 4 exons. Gene Ontology annotation, molecular function: protein binding; signaling receptor activity. Gene Ontology annotation, biological process: interleukin-8 production; positive regulation of non-canonical NF-kappaB signal transduction. The record is from RefSeq and is a predicted model, not a curated record. Bases 164 to 1210 code for a protein of 348 amino acids.
UCUCAUCGUCAUCCAUCUGAAGCAGCUGAGCUCUGUGGAUAAAUAAUAACGCCUUUGUCUGAAGAGAUACACUGAUGAGUGGUUUUCCAUAAUGUAUGGACUGGCGGGUUGUUUUCAUGCCGUGUUUCAUGCAAUCCCGAUGCUGGUGUGUUGUUGCAGGUAAAUGAUCGUGAUGAUGAAACACCUGGUCCUGCUGUGGACGCUGGCUCUAUCGGCGGCUUCAGCUGAAAUCCUGGAGAAUGACAGCAAUAAGACACUGACAAACAUUCCUGCCACCUACGAUGCCAACGUAACCCAUUUAAUCCUGAAACACAACUUCAUUGUGAUGAACAGCUCGGACAUACAGGCUUUGAGACACUACUCCAACCUGACAGAGCUGGACCUCUCGUACAAUCUCAUAGCAGAGGUGCCUGACGGAGCUUUUUCUGCUCUCAGCAACCUGGAAACGAUCUAUUUGACAGGAAAUCAACUACAAACGAUAAGGAAUGAAACUUUCACAGAUUUGAAGAAACUCAAGACACUGGAUCUGGCUGAGAAUCCAUGGAACUGCACGCAGGAGUUACUGAUGCUCGUGAAGUGGAUGAAUGACGUGGGAUUGCAGACAGGACAAAACUCCACCUGUGCCACUCCAGAGAACCUGGCUGGAAGAAGAAUCCUGGAUGUGCUCAAAACAUCAACAACAGCGCGAUCUCCAGUGACAAGCACCACAGUCACUACUAAAAAAACCACUUCUACUUCUACUACAGUCACGGCUUCCACAAAAACCUUUAUGACCAUCCAAAGUCCGGCACAUCGACAGUUGACCACAUUAAGCAGCCAGAACACUUCAAGCAAAGACUCUUUGAAAGAAGCCGAACAAAAUGACAAGUCAGUGGUGACCGAUACAUGGAAGUUCCUCACUGGAGUGAUCAUGAUCAUUCUCUGUGCGUCCAUGGUCAUCAUAUGUGCCGUCAAUUCACCCACCUGGUACAAGAUUCUGUUUGACUACCGGCACCAGAGGCUACGUGAAGCCGAGGAGUACGGUAACUUUAACACGGGCCGCUACUCCGACUUCAGCCUGGACACAGAGCAGACGGAGACCAGUGCUCACGAGCUGGACCAGGGCCUUACUGGACCAGCGGAGGACGAGGACGGCUUUAUAGAGGACGGCUACAUCCAGCCUGAGGACUAUAAGGAGCACGCUGACGUUGAUGAAGUCCAAACUGAGUGACCUUGCUAAAGAGAGGACAACGACUGAUAUGUGACUGUUUAAGGUUUCGUGCUUAAACAGGUCCGAAGCGAAAAGGUCUGUAUGUGCCAAGUCCAAACACAGAAGAAGCAGCGACUGUAGAAAUGCUACGUGAUGUUGUGAAAAAGAUCUUUCUUUCACAAUCCGUCCAAAUCCUUGUUGUCAAGUCUUUGUCUUGUGACUGUUAUUCUUCCCAAGGAAACCCUUAUACGAGUACUUAUUCGUUUUCUCCAGAACAAGCUUCACAGGUUCUGGAAGUAAAUGAUUAAUUUUUUCCUCCAUUUUGAGUACAGGCUUGCAACACAAACAGCUUCGCUGUCAAAACAUUUACAUUUACAGCAUUUAGCUGAAUCUGUCAUCCAAAGCAGCUUACAGACGUUCUGUGUAGUCUCUAAAACAUCCUGUCAUCUCUGAAUUUCCGAUUUUUAACAUACGUUUGGCAAGUGUGUUCAGAAGGUGGUUGUUUUUCUGUUUAAACGUGUCAGAAAAAGCUUUGACGGAGCUUAAAUAUCGUCCAAGUUGUUCCUCUGUAUGUUUUUAAAAGCACAGUGAAGGUAGACUGUCAUUAACGAGCUGUGAACUUUAAUCUUUAACCACGGUGUUGAGCUGAUUUGUGAUUUAUAAACACUUUAGACUACAGCGCUGCUGAAAGGUCUAAUCUGAUUGGUUGGAAAGUGUUGAUUAAUUUUCUACAAUAGCAACUUUAACAGUAGUGUCAGCUGCAAGGGAUCGUUUCACAGGGACGUGUAUGGUGGACGCUCAAAGACUACUGUAUAUAUGAUUGCUGAUUACACUGCAAGAGAAACUGCACGGACAGAUAAUUUUACUUGACAAGACAUCUUGGAAUAAGUUGGUUGCAAUCUAGAACUAGGUUUAAUAAUCUCAGAAUUGGUGUCUUGUAUUCUUCUAAUAGGAAAUGCUCGAUCGUUUCAACUACUUUCAAGAUAUUUUCACUUGCUAAGAUAUCAUUUUUUGCAGCGUUUUCUGUCAGGAGUUUAUUUAACAUUCAUUUUGUGCUUUCGGGUUGUUCUGUAACAUGACAAGCUGCGUAUUUUUAUUGUUUUGUCUUGUUAAUAGAAAUUCCACAACAUUAAACGCAACUAUAAAUGGAUUAAAAGUAUGUCCUGUAAUAUAAUGAAUAAUUAUAAAUAAUUGUAAUCGUUGGCUAAAAGGAAUCAAAACACAUUGUGAAGUCAGCUGUGCAAAAGUGUAGCGAGAGUCACUCCAUCACUGAUUAUUUUUCCUAUAACAGUACACGCCUUUCAUGUUUUAUUCCUUGCACAGCAUUCAAAAUAUAUUACAAUUGAUCAAAUAAAUGAUAUAUUAAUAAAAUGAAAUGUACAGUCAGACAAUAUGUUUUGCGUUUCUUUCAGCGCAGUUGAAAAAAAAAAAAACAGCAAAAAACAGGACAGUGUACACGUUUCUCAACCACGGGCUGCAACGCGCCAUCUAGUGGGCUGCGAUUUUUUUUUUUUUCAAGUUGAAGCUAACUUUUAGUAGAGUACGGUUUGCUGGGUUGCGUCCGACAUCACAUCCGCCUCAUUAGAUAUGCAAGACAUGAAGUGGUGGUCAGCUAAGCUCACUGUUCACAAAGCGUUACUAUCGCCGGGGCGCCUUGCUAGUCGUUAAAAUACUCUACGCUUGCUUUGUUUUGUUCUGUUUGGAUCAAACAAACCGUGAAACUGAUAAAAGUUUCUUCCGGGUUCCUUUUGAAGCGAUAAAGGGUGAAAGGGUAAGGGUUUUACCAAAAGACGACGCGAAAGGUGGCUCUUGAACCUUUCGCUGCGAUGGAAGGGAGCCGAGUCGAAGAACGCUCGGAGUUUGCAGUGAGCACUUCGUGAAAGGUUUGUACAUUCCUCUGAUUUAUUUCGUUUGGAUUCGCAAAGCAUUUUUCUCACCAUUUCCAGUUAUUUUGUGAUGGUUUGAAGUUCAGGAGACGCUUAAGCCCUCAGAUGUGUUUUUGUUUACUGUUUGAUCGUGGUCGCUAUAUUGUAAACUAAUGCAGAUAUAAUAUGUGUAAUACCCAGGUCUUUAAAGGUGUUUCUACGGAUCUUGGUGAAUGAUUUACCUGGGAGGAUUGAGAAUUGAGCAGCUGGGGUAUGUUUACACCCAAUACUUAAACUUGUAGCGUCCUAGCAACCAUCGUUAAGACGUGUACAAAAAGCCCAGAAAUGCUAUUUACCUGGGCAUAAACGAUACAGGAUUUAUCUUGUAGUGUCCUGAUCCCCAGAUCUUUAAUAAAAAGUUGUAGGCUUCCAUGCUGUUCCAGGUUUUCAUCUGUUUGUCCGUGUAGAAUGAUGUCUGCAGCACCAGGUAGUUUGAGAUGUCGGGGAACUCAACGGAUGGAUAAUUUUCCAACUCAUAGGAAAAAUCCUUCUUUGUUACCGUGUAAGGAUCUAAGCCCAUUGAGUAGUUUCUAUAUCCACUUCUUGGUUUUAAUAACUUGUUUGUUUGUUGUACACAAACAUGGAAAUAAGUUCUUGUGUUAAUGGACCAGACUCCACUUUUGGAUCAUUAAUCCCUUUUGACUGAGAAUGUCCUGCAUGCAUGGUUUAACUUCUGGCACAUCUGUACAGUUUUAAAUACAAUACCGACAAUUUGUUUUUAUUGCAUUUAUUUAAUUCCUGGGCUCCCAUCUGUAACAAGUCAAGUCAAGUUUAUUUGCAUAGCGCUUUUAACAAUAAACAUUGUCGCAAAGCAACUUUGAACUACGGAAGCCGAGA